Molecule: messenger RNA, 909 nt
Organism: Acanthisitta chloris (rifleman)
Lineage: Eukaryota; Metazoa; Chordata; Aves; Passeriformes; Acanthisittidae
Product: calcium/calmodulin-dependent 3',5'-cyclic nucleotide phosphodiesterase 1A-like
Exons: 8
Coding region: 1-909 (302 amino acids)
Biological process (GO): signal transduction
Molecular function (GO): 3',5'-cyclic-nucleotide phosphodiesterase activity
Source: RefSeq, a predicted model, not a curated record
AUGACACAGGACCAUCAGGACACCUGUGCUCUUCUGGAGCAGCAGCUGGCGACCAGAUUAAGAUGCUUGGUAAAGCAGCUGGAGAAGGGUGACAUCAAUGUGGUGGAUUUAAAAAAGAAUAUUGAAUAUGCAGCAUCUGUGCUGGAGGCAGUUUAUAUUGAUGAAACCAGGAAACUUUUGGACACUGAGGAUGAGCUCUCUGACAUCCAGUCGGAUUCAGUCCCGCUGGAAGUGCGGGACUGGUUAGCUUCUACAUUCACCAGAGAAAUGGGAAUAGUGAAGAGAAGACCAGAAGAAAAGCCCAAAUUCCGAAGCAUUGUACAUGCUGUCCAGGCUGGGAUUUUUGUGGAAAGGAUGUACCGAAGAACUUCAAGCAUGGUUGGUUUGGCUUACCCAGCAGAAGUGAUAGUCACAUUUAAGGAUGUUGAUAAAUGGUCUUUUGAUGUAUUUGCCCUAAAUGAAGCAAGUGGAGAGCACAGUCUGAAGUUCAUGAUGUAUGAGCUGUUUACCCGAUAUGAGCUUUUGAACCGUUUCAAGAUCCCUGUUCCCAAUCUUAUUUCAUUUGCUGAAGCUCUUGAAGUUGGCUACAGCAAGUACAAAAAUCCGUAUCACAAUCUGAUCCAUGCAGCUGAUGUUACUCAAACUGUGCAUUACAUAAUGAUUCACACUGGUAUCAUGCACUGGCUCACAGAACUGGAAAUUUUAGCAAUGAUCUUUGCAGCUGCUGUCCAUGAUUAUGAACAUACUGGGACCACAAACAAUUUUCAUAUUCAGACAAGGUCAGAUGUUGCUAUAUUGUACAAUGAUCGUUCUGUUCUUGAAAAUCAUCAUGUAAGUGCUGCAUAUAGACUCAUGCAAGAAGAAGAAAUGAACAUCCUGGCUAAUUUAAACAAAGAUGACUGGAGGUAA